This is a messenger RNA of Exserohilum turcica Et28A, 1035 nucleotides long. RefSeq lists its product as uncharacterized. The record is from RefSeq and is a predicted model, not a curated record. NCBI's taxonomy places the organism in Eukaryota, Fungi, Ascomycota, Dothideomycetes, Pleosporales, Pleosporaceae. Bases 1 to 1035 code for a protein of 344 amino acids. The transcript has 2 exons.
AUGGCCCGGAAGCUGUCCUUCAACCUGGCCCCCGUCAAGAUGGCCCCCAAGAGCGAUCUUGGCGACCGCGCCUCGGAUCCCGCAUCGUCACACUCGCGCGAGUCGUCCUCGCACCGCAGACACACGUCCAAGGACACGAUAUGCGACAACUCGCCCUGGAUCAACCGCAGAGUCCUCGACAGCCACACCGAGCUCGAGCUCCGCGCCGCAUGCCGCCUCAUCCUCAAGAACUUCAAGCCCUCCGACUAUGGCAUGGAGAACACGGACCCCAAGCUCGACUUUGCCGGCUUCAAGCCGCGCAAGGAAUCCAAGCCGCUCCCCGCCGACGUCAAUGUGCGCAUCCCCACGGGCGCGCCCCCAGAGCCCGCCUCGUCCACUUCGUUUCUGCCUCGCUCGCGCAGCACAAAAACCCGCACCCGCGCAAAGGCCGACAUGGAGAUUCGAGCUAGGCAAAACGCUGACGCCCCAGCAAGAGCCAACAGCAGCCGAAAGCGAGCCGACUUUGGCUGGUUCACCGACCGCGACGCCGAAAAGGACGAGAAACUGCGAACCCUGGGGAAAGCCUCCAUGGAUGUAGCCAGGCCCGCCGCUGCCACCAACAUCUCAGAUGAAGACGUGACGCUGCCCGUAGCCGUCACGUCGACCCUCGCCAACCAAAAGCCUUCCCACCACUUGGACGACCCCGUAGCCGCUGCAGAUGCACAGGCAACCGAGUGGAUGCGACGAGAGCUGGACAAGAAGCAGCAGCAGCAGCAGCAGCAGCAGCAAGAUACGACCGACCGCCGACGUCCCUCCAUGUCGGCCGCCCGCCCGCCCAGCCGCACCGCCAGCAUCAAGGAGAGCGUCAAAGAAUACGUCUUCCCCGGCUCGCGAAGUCGCGCACUCAGCCGUGCGCAAUCCAAGGACUCGCUGCGUUCGUCGGUCGAAAACCAAGAAAACGGCCUUUCGCGACAGGGCUCCAACGCGGGAUGGCGCAACUGGGGUCUUCGCCGCAUGAAGAGUGAGCGGGAUGCGGGAUGCGGGAUGCGGCGAUGA